Aedes aegypti (yellow fever mosquito) is the source of this 1406-nucleotide messenger RNA. RefSeq names its product chromo domain-containing protein cec-1. The record is from RefSeq and is a predicted model, not a curated record. Gene Ontology annotation, molecular function: chromatin binding. Gene Ontology annotation, biological process: negative regulation of transcription by RNA polymerase II; chromatin organization. Bases 141 to 1274 code for a protein of 377 amino acids. Gene Ontology annotation, cellular component: nucleus; pericentric heterochromatin. NCBI's taxonomy places the organism in Eukaryota, Metazoa, Arthropoda, Insecta, Diptera, Culicidae. The transcript is spliced from 2 exons.
GAAGAAGAAGAAGAAGAAGUGCUACUGAAAACUUUGUGGAAGGCUUUUUCAAUGAUAAAAUUUUCAAAAUCGUUCUAAAUUGAUAUAUUGAAAUUAGUCACAAACUGUUGCUUCCUAUUGAAAGCAUCCAUUAACGCACAAUGGCAAACGAAGAACAAUACGUGGUCGAAAAGAUUCUGGAUAAACGCACCCGACGAGGCGUGGUUCAGUAUCUGAUUAAGUGGACCGGCUGCGACGAGUCGGAAAAUACGUGGGAACCGGAGCGGAAUCUGAAAUGUGACGCGCUGCUAAAGCAGUUCCACCAGGAGGUAGGACCUCAAUCGAAUAAGCCUGGACGACGCUCGACCAAAUCGCUGCCAUCGGAUAACGAACAGGUAAUCGAUAGUCCAGGACCAGUGGUAAAGGUUGAGAAAAAACCCACAAGAAAGGCGGGCAAGAAAUCUCUUGAGGCUCCACCGGAACAACAGGUUGAAGCUGACGGUACCGAGGCGGUGAUAAAACCAGAAAAAGCGGUAGAGGAAAAUCCACAACGUGACGAGUUUUCGCAACAAUCCGCCCAGGGGAAAGAAGCUCAACCGAAAAAACGUGGAAAACGUUCGACCAAAUCAUUGCCUUCGGAAAGCGAACAGGCAAUCGAUCCGCGAGGACAAAAUGCAAGCGUUGAGAAAACGGAUGAUAAGGAGACGAAGCAGGCGAAUGAGCCUAAAAGAAGAUCAGGACAAGCGGUUGGAGGUCAUAGUAAAGCGGUGAAGAAAUCCGUGGAGGGAAAUUUGAAAUGUGAUGAGCUUCCGCAAUCCUCCCAGGAGAAAGAAGCCAAACCGAAAAAACGGGGACGACCUCGAUCCACAUCGUUGCCUUUGGAUAGCGAGCAAGCAAUCGAUAAGCAUCAAGUGCCAUUGGUAAAAAUUAACCAAAAGGAUGAUGACGAAGGUGCAGAGUUGGACGGAAAAGUUGAAAUAGAGAACGUAGAGAAGAAGCGCAAGAUCACACCGAAGAAGAAAUUGGCCAAGAAAUCGGUGCAAGAGCAAACGGACGGAAAUAGCAACGACGGCAACGGAUUUGCACGCGGAUACUCCGUCGAAAAUCUGGUCGGUAUCACACAGGAAGGGGACCAGUUUCUGUUUCUCGUCAAAUGGCACCAAACGGACGAAAUGGAGAUGGUUCCGUCUGCGGAGGUGCGUAAGUUCGUACCGGAAAUGAUGAUUGACUUCUACGAAAGCCGAAUCACCUGGAAGCAGAAGAGCGCCAACGCCGACAACCAAAAUGCGAAGUGACUGGCGACGAUGUUGGUUAUAUUUUGUUCAACUUUUUGAAUUAGGUACAUUAUUAUUUUGUAUUUCUACUUAACACUGUUACUACUAAAUAACAUUGACUGCUCUGAUGUGAUUUCAUAUUUCUUAUUUUAA